This is a messenger RNA of Xyrauchen texanus (razorback sucker), 420 nucleotides long. RefSeq names its product 60S ribosomal protein L36. The record is from RefSeq and is a predicted model, not a curated record. Bases 65 to 382 code for a protein of 105 amino acids. Gene Ontology annotation, cellular component: ribosome; cytosolic large ribosomal subunit. The transcript is spliced from 4 exons. Gene Ontology annotation, molecular function: structural constituent of ribosome. NCBI's taxonomy places the organism in Eukaryota, Metazoa, Chordata, Actinopteri, Cypriniformes, Catostomidae. Gene Ontology annotation, biological process: cytoplasmic translation.
GAAAUACGCACCUUCCGCCUGACUGUGGUCCUUCCGAUUUGGACGCCAUUAGCAAAGCGCAGAGAUGGCCAUCAGGUAUCCUAUGGCUGUUGGCCUUAACAAAGGCCACCCAGUGACCAAAAACGUUUCUAAGCCCAAGCACAGCCGCAGGAGAGGGCGUCUGACCAAACACACCAAGUUUGUGCGCGACAUGAUCCGCGAGGUGUGCGGUUUCGCCCCUUAUGAGAGACGUGCUAUGGAGUUGCUGAAGGUGUCCAAGGACAAGCGUGCCCUCAAGUUCAUUAAGAAAAGGGUGGGAACUCACAUCCGCGCCAAGAGAAAGAGGGAAGAGCUCAGCAACAUUCUGGCCGCAAUGAGGAAAGCUGCUGCCAAGAAGGAGUAACCUGUAGUUUGACAAAUAAAUUUGUGUGUAAAAACAUG